Molecule: messenger RNA, 567 nt
Organism: Mesorhabditis spiculigera
Lineage: Eukaryota; Metazoa; Nematoda; Chromadorea; Rhabditida; Rhabditidae
Source: the annotation of a GenBank genome assembly
AUGACACCUUAUGGAUCGCCGGAUGACGAUGUGGCAAUAAUCCAAGUGGCCAGCAUCCACCUGCACCCCGGCUUCUACCGCGAACCAAAGGGCCAGGGCAGCGUUAACGAUAUCGCAUUGCUGAAGCUCAGCAGGUCGCUUGAAUUCACGAUGCGCCGGCAAAAAAUUCGCAUCCCCGACUACUUCCCCGGCUGGGGCCACCCCGGUCUAACCCUCGAUAUUGCCGGCUGGGGACAACUAGCCCAUAAUAAGCUCGUCAGCGAGGAUUUGCGCAUGUACCAGGCCAAGGACCUUCCAUUUAGAGCUUGUUUCUUUAACUUGGCAAAGAAUGUCACGGGCAUUUGCUAUGAGGGGCCAACAAACGUUGGCCCAUGUCUGGGCGAUUCCGGCGCGGCCGUCGCCACUCGAUGGAACGCCCAGUGGGUGCAAGUGGGUGUGCAUAUUAUCGGAAGGCCCAAUUGUGAUUAUUCACUCUGGUCGCAUGCCAUUGGUAUGGACGCCAGCCAGAACUGCGGCUUUAUCGAAGAUACGAUUGGCGAACCGAUGUGCAUCUCACUGGGAAAAAAG